Messenger RNA from Parastagonospora nodorum SN15, 1089 nucleotides. RefSeq lists its product as hypothetical. NCBI's taxonomy places the organism in Eukaryota, Fungi, Ascomycota, Dothideomycetes, Pleosporales, Phaeosphaeriaceae. The coding region runs from base 1 to 1089 and encodes 362 amino acids. The transcript is spliced from 2 exons. The record is from RefSeq and is a predicted model, not a curated record. Gene Ontology annotation, molecular function: protein binding.
AUGGAAAGUGAAGCGCCCACCGAGGAUAGGCUGUUGCCGGGGCUUCUACGACUGCCGAACGAACUCUUGAUCAAGACGGUCUUCUCCCUCAGCAAUCUCGAUCUACGACGGCUCGCCCGAGUCAACAAGAAGAUAUCCUUCUUCUUCGGCAGCUACCUCACACGUUUUCGAUACAAUGCCGGUAUCCUAAAGCUACCCGACGAGCUCCUUCUUGAAGUAGCUCAGCAUCUGAGUACACAGACAGACCGCAGUCAUUUCGCCCAAGCUAGUCUAAGAUUAUAUCCUAUCGUCAUGAAUUACGUGGCCCAUUACGACUUGCGAUACAAUGCCAGCAGUCUCUUGAUGUUCGCCGCCAGGUGGAACCUCAUGGACAUGGCACGGAAGAUCUUGAAUCUUAGAGGAGACAUCAACACCCACAGUGUCUCUCAUCAUUAUUUUAAAGGCCUUCGUGCGCGGCCACUCCCGAAUUCGGCAUACUUUGGACACAAGCAAGUGGUUUGCCUUCUUCUGGAGUCUGGAGCUGUUGAACUUAUCGACACAAUUCGCCUCGCUCUCGAACUUGCCAUCACAAACGGACAUGAGCAAAUAGCCAUUCAAUUUUCGCAAGCGCUGCCAGCGGACGCCAUGAUUUUUAAGGGUGAAGAUUUACUGUUUCAAUUGGCCUGCGAGGCCAAAAUGAUCAACUUGGUCAGAUUCCUGCUUGAACGUGGAUAUCAGAGACGUACAGCUGCCGAAACUACACGAGGCUACAGCACACAUCUACAUCGUCUCAUCGCGAAGGAUUCUGUCGGAAGCGGCUAUAUCAAGCGAGGGCAGCACGAUGAGGUGUAUCAAAUUGCUACUAUGCUUCUCCAGCACAAGGCGGACCCAGAUGCACGCAGAGAAGCGUACCGCGGCGUGUUUCUGUGUUCGCACCAAGAUACAAAGCAUCGCAUUUCCGAUCUGGCACUCUUGCUCAAAAUCAUCCGCGAGAAGCUUCUAUGGCAGCCCUCCGUUUCCAUUGAUUGGUCUCGAACCGCCACAUUGUGGGACGGUCUGAAUUCACUGACGGCAGACGCCAACGAUAUGGAGGAUUCGGUGGCCUUUUGA